UUUACAAGAAUACCAAUUGGGAUAUUGCGCAGCUUUAGAAGAAAGUACCUCACAACAUUACGAAGAUUUUAGAGCAAAGAAUUGUAUUAUCGCAAAAUACCCAUUUUAUCUAGCUAUUGAGAAUACAAAAGAACAAGAUUAUUCUACCGAAAAACUUUGGGAUGCGUUUAAGUUAGGAGUAGUACCUAUUAUUUACCUAAUAGUCGCACUUACAUACCGCACCCUAAAUCGGGAUUAUCCAAACGUUGAAGACCUUGCAAAUCAUUUAAAAUAUUUAGUUGAAAACAAGACAGCUUAUUUAGAAUAUUAUCAGUGGCGAACCACAAAGACAUGGUCAGAGGAAUUUAAAAAGAAGGCAUAUAUAAACUUGCAUAAUAUGAAAUGUAAUAUUUGUAAGGAAGUUUCUAGACUAAGGAUUAUAGAAGGAAGG
This is a messenger RNA of Racocetra persica, 430 nucleotides long. Lineage: Eukaryota; Fungi; Glomeromycota; Glomeromycetes; Diversisporales; Gigasporaceae. The record is from the annotation of a GenBank genome assembly.